Messenger RNA from Trichechus manatus latirostris (Florida manatee), 867 nucleotides. RefSeq names its product sperm microtubule inner protein 10 (gene SPMIP10). Bases 182 to 586 code for a protein of 134 amino acids. The transcript is spliced from 3 exons. Gene Ontology annotation, biological process: flagellated sperm motility. The record is from RefSeq and is a predicted model, not a curated record. NCBI's taxonomy places the organism in Eukaryota, Metazoa, Chordata, Mammalia, Sirenia, Trichechidae.
AAAGAGGGAAAAAAAAAAACAACCCUACUGAAAAUAACUGAGCUUGGCACUCUUUAACUGCUAAUGUAACUGCCCAGGGUUGCUAUGAAGUUAGGAAAACAUUACAUUAGAGACAGUAGUGUCAUAAUUAGAUUAGUGAGUUAGCGAAGUUCUAGAUGAGAAUUCUGUCAUUGCUGCAGUUAUGGCUUCAGGAAAAGACACUUGUCCAUCUUUACCUAAACUCACCAAUAGCUGCUCUGAUGAGAGUUCAUCCAAGGCUCCUUAUAAGUAUACUGAUGUUCAUUUGCCACGGUUUUCAUUAAAGCAAGGGAUGAUUCCAAGAUACUAUGUUAUGCCUUGGAAGGAAAGCAUGAAAUUCAGGGAUGUGAAUAUGAAGCAUGCAGAAGCGUGUGGGAUCUACAGUGGCCCUUUAGAAGACUCUCUGUUUCUGAAUCACAGUGAAAGGCUUUGCCAUGGGGAAGAUCGUAAGGUGGUCUUGAGGAGAGGCCCAGCAGAAAUAAAAGUUGCAGAUAUGCCUUUGCAUUCUCCUCUCUCCAGAUACCAAAGCACUGUGAUUUCCCAUGGCUUUAGAAGACGACUGAUCUGAUGAAACAGAAAUAAAGUAAUAAAGUGUUUCAAUGUGUGUGUGUAUCUCUCUCCCUCUUUUUUCUCCUCUCCCAUCCACCACCUCUCUUUCUGGUAAGUAUUUAAGUUCGUCGUACAUUUGUAUUUCAUCUACAGGUUGAAUUUGUUAACAGUGUGUCUUAGUCUAGGUUCCCUAGAGGAGCAAAACCAGUGAAGCAUAUAUAAAUAUAUAUAGAGAGAAAUUUACUUCAAGGGAAUGGCUCACACAAUUAUGGGUUUGGCAAGUCCCAAAUCCGCAGGUCA